This is a messenger RNA of Jaminaea rosea, 963 nucleotides long. RefSeq lists its product as hypothetical. The coding region runs from base 1 to 963 and encodes 320 amino acids. The record is from RefSeq and is a predicted model, not a curated record. Lineage: Eukaryota; Fungi; Basidiomycota; Exobasidiomycetes; Microstromatales. The transcript has 5 exons.
AUGGCGAGUUUCACCGAAGCCCACAUGAGGGCUAUGGACCCAUUCAACACCCUCACAUGCGGCGUGUGCAAGAAGAGGCACACAGACCGCUCCAACCUGCGCCGCCACUUUGAGGAGCAGCACGGCGCCGAAUGGAGAUCCAUCACCGGCAAGGAUCCUCGCCGAUGGCUCUGCUCCUACGAUGACCCUUUCCCUCGUCGCGACUCAAGCGACCGCCACCAGCGCAGCUGCCGCCGAAGCCAGACUACUCUGGCCAGGCUCACGGAUGUUGGUGACCGUGUCCCAGUGCCUUCGUUGGCUCUCCUCGCGUCGCAGGACGAGGAUGAGGAGGAAGAAGAGGACGGCGACCCGGAGUAUCGGGAGCAAGAAGAAGAGUACGACCACGCGACCAAUGUUGCUGUCGGCCAGCAACAACGGCAGCAGCAGCAACAGCAACAGCAACAGCAGCAACAGCCUCGCCCGCCCUCCGCCGCGGUCCCCGCUGCCGACCAGCCGCAGCCUCGCUCCGCCUCCGCCUCGACCCCUGCUGCCCUACAGCAGCAGGCACAGCCUUGCCCGGCCCCUGCCUCCUCAACCUCGGCUGCGUCCGCCAUUCCCGCGCGGCUACAGCAGCUAGCAGCAGCCGGACUGUCCGAAGACGGAGUAGCAGCAGCAGACGACCCAGAGGGAGAGGGCAAUCGAGCUCGAGAGAGCACGGCUGCAAAUGUCGGCGGAGGAGAGAUCACAGAUGAGGAUGCAGCAGCGGCAGCAGCAGCAGCAAGAACAACAAGAGUAGCAACAGCAACAGCAACAACAGCAGCAGCAGCAGCAAGAGCAACCCCGCCCGGCCUCCCCUCAACCAUCGCUGCUCAGCAGCAACAGCAGCAGCAGCAGCAGCAGCCUCGCCCGACCCCCGUCUCGACUGCCGCUGCUCAGCAGCACCAGCAUCAACAACAGCAGCAGUACUGUAACAAAGGCGGGUGA